Hansenula ciferrii is the source of this 1566-nucleotide messenger RNA. RefSeq names its product Iba57p (gene IBA57). Lineage: Eukaryota; Fungi; Ascomycota; Saccharomycetes; Phaffomycetales; Wickerhamomycetaceae. Gene Ontology annotation, cellular component: mitochondrial matrix. The coding region runs from base 1 to 1566 and encodes 521 amino acids. The transcript has 2 exons. The record is from RefSeq and is a predicted model, not a curated record.
AUGAACAAGCAUUAUCACGCCUUGAAUGUGAAGGGAUACCCCAAUUACACUACUUUGACCAAAACAUCACCAUUAGACAAAGUACCUGCACAAAGACAUUCUAAUAUCUAUCACAAGGACUAUUCAGAUGCCAUGCUUAGACCAUUGAACCUUGUGAUACGGAGAUGUUAUUCUUCCAUAACACAAUUCUCGCCACCUCCACCUUCAAAGGGGUUUUUACAAAUACCCAAUAAAUCAAUAAUAUCAGUACAAGGACAAGAAUCUACAAAGUUCCUCAAUGGUCUUUUGACAGCUAAAUUGAUUCCCAACUCGGUUAAGAAAUUAACAAUGACCAUAUCAACUGAAGAAAAAGAUCAAUCAUUAUUUUUAGAUCAAUUCAAUAUUGGUGAUGUUAAUUGGGGGUUAUUAAAAGAAGGUAAAGAAGAUGGAAAUCAAACUAUAACUAGAAAUGGAGUCUAUUCAAUGUUUUUGAAUAGUAAAGGACGUAUAAUAACUGAUAAUUAUAUUUAUCCUGUUGAAUAUUCUCCUGAAACAAUUGAAGGUACUGAACCAAAAUAUUUUAUUGAAAUUGAUGAUUCAAUGACAAAACAAUUAAUGAUGACUUUAAAAUUACAUAAAUUAAAAGCUAAAAUUUCAUUAGGAUUAGAACCAAAAGAAAAUUAUAAAAUUUGGUAUUUUUAUAAUGAUUCAAAACAAGAUUUCAUUUAUGAAUUGAAAGAACAAUAUUUUAAUGAAGAUUCUCAAGAUUUGAAAAAUCCUCAAGCUACUUUAGAUAGAACUAAUGAUUUUUUACAAAAUGAUCAAUUUUGGAACCCUGAUUUGGAUAAAAAUUCAAUCUUGGGGUUUGCAUUUGAUGAUAGAUGUCCAGAAUUUGGUAUUAAAUUAAUUACAACUUCAAAUAUCAAUUCAAUUGAUGAAAUAUUAUCCCCGGAAUUAUUAGAAGAUUCACAAGAGAUCACUAAUGAACAAUUAAGUAUAAGAAGAUCAUUAUAUGGUAUACCUGAAGGUAAAACAGAUUUCCCACCAAAUCAAUUAUUACCAUUGGAAUGUAAUUUAGAACUUAUGGAUGGUGUUAAUUUUGAUAAAGGAUGUUAUGUUGGACAAGAAUUAACAGUUAGAACUUUCCAUACAGGUAUAAUAAGGAAAAGAGUUGUUCCAGUGAGAUUAUUCCUUUUGAAUGAUCAAAAAGAGUUAGAAGAUUAUCCUGUUUAUGAUCCACAAGAUCCAGUAUGUCAAGUUUUAAAAGAUAUUAAUAAUGUUGAUAUCAUAUCUGAUAAACAAGCUUCAUCACCAAAACCAACUGGUGCUUCACCUUUUGGUCCACCAUCUACUGCAAGCUCAUCACCUUUUGGCUCUAGUGGGAAGAAAAAAGCUACAAGAAAAUCUACUUCAGGUACAUUAUUAUCUGUUAAUGGUAAUGUUGGAUUAGCUUUAGUUAGAUUAGAAGAUUUUUCAAAUCCAAAUUUGAAUUUUAGUAUUGAAAUACCAGGUGCUGGUGAAGAUAAUAAUACUUUAAAAGUGGGAUUGAAAGGGUUUAUACCUUAUUGGUGGCCAGAAGAUCUAUAG